Molecule: messenger RNA, 966 nt
Organism: Hordeum vulgare subsp. vulgare (domesticated barley)
Lineage: Eukaryota; Viridiplantae; Streptophyta; Magnoliopsida; Poales; Poaceae
Exons: 4
Coding region: 300-758 (152 amino acids)
Molecular function (GO): iron ion binding
Source: RefSeq, a predicted model, not a curated record
UGCCCUCACCUCCUCAACUCCACUCCAACCAUCGCUCCUGCACACCGGACCAGACAGCAAAAGGAAAAGUGCAACACUUCCUUCCAGCACCAACGGUCCAACCAUCGGCUCUUAUCCCCUCGAUUCCUCCUCUCUCUCUCUCUCUCUCUCUCUCUCUCUCCGUCUCCACCCCUCCUGUCGAGCUCUUUUGCCAUCGUGCACUCGAUCAGUCCUUGGCAGCAGUAUCGUGCGUCGACCAGUUCUUUGCUUUCAAGCUAGGCAGGCCCAAGGAAGAAUCCGAGCCAGGGAGGGUUGUGGCAAUGGCACUGCAGAUGCAGGCCCCGUCGCUGAUGCGCGCGCCGGCGGGCGGCGGCCCCGCGCGUCUCCGGUCGGCGUUCUACGCGCCGCCGCUGCUGGUGCGGCUGCCGGCGCCGGGCAGGGCGAGGUCCGUGGCGGCGGCGCGGAUCACGAUGCGGUUCAGCCGCGUUCAGACGAAGCAGGCAUACAUCUGCCGGGACUGCGGGUACAUAUACAAGGACAAGACUCCGUUUGAGAAGCUGUCCGAUGACUACUACUGCCCUGUCUGUGCCGCUCCCAAGAGAAGAUUCAGGCCCUACGAACCACCGGUGGCCAAGAACGCCAACGCCACUGAUGCUCGGAAGGCGAGGAAGGAGCAGCUCAAAAAGGACGAGACCGUGGGGAAAGCUUUGCCUAUUGGUAUCGCGGUCGGGAUUGUUGCAUUGGCCGCCCUGUUCUUGUAUCUGAACAGUGUCUACUAGACCAAGAAAAAAAUACAAAAAAAAGGUAUAAAAGAGAAUGCUUCAUGUGAUGGAAGGAACUAAGUCUGUUUCACGGUUCUUUUUUUUUUUGCAUCUAUACGUGGGUGGUCAUAUAGAGCAAGUUUGGUUUGUCCAAAACUAGACAUAUUAAGAUCUUGGAUGGCAUAUUAUAAUACUUUGUCUCUUGUUUAGUUGUUCAUUGUGAAAA